Messenger RNA from Zingiber officinale, 1083 nucleotides. RefSeq names its product probable pectinesterase 55. The coding region runs from base 1 to 1083 and encodes 360 amino acids. The transcript is spliced from 6 exons. Gene Ontology annotation, biological process: cell wall modification. Lineage: Eukaryota; Viridiplantae; Streptophyta; Magnoliopsida; Zingiberales; Zingiberaceae. Gene Ontology annotation, molecular function: pectinesterase activity. The record is from RefSeq and is a predicted model, not a curated record.
AUGGUAGAGACUUUGUCAACUUCGACCGCUCUGCUUUCACAUGUUGGACUGCAUGGGCUCGGGGCUCCUGAUGUUACUGAGUGGCGCUCGCUAAGGGACCUUUUGGCGGUUGCUGGGUGUGGACGGCUCGGCGCUCUAAGACAGCCGUCGGCUAGGGAAUUACUUCCUUCUUUCGAGCAAACUGGGCCUCCUCAAUAUGGAGCUGCUUCAAUUACAAAAACCAUCGUUGUUGAUCAGAAAGGACAUGGAAACUUCAAGUCGAUUCAAGCUGCCAUUAAUUCAAUUCCUGACGGCAAUAAAAAAUGGAUUCAAAUUCAUGUUAACCAAGGGAUUUACAGGGAAAAGGUUAACAUACCAAUGAAAAAAUCAUUUAUUGUGCUCCAAGGUGAAGGUGUUAGCAAGACUAGCAUAGAGUGGAAUGAUCGUGGAGAUACCAUGAAUUGUGCGACCUUCAGGGUAUUUGCCAAUGAUUUUGUUGCUCGCGAUAUUGCAUUUGUGAAUUCAUUUAAGCAACCGAGUGGUGGACCUUAUCAAGUAGCAGAGGCAGCUCUAGUAGGAGGAGAUAGGAACUCCUUCUACAGGUGUUCUUUCAUUGGCUACCAAGACACCUUGUGCGAUUACCUUGGCCGACACUUUUUUAGCGAUUGUUGGAUCGAAGGUGCUGUCGAUUAUAUUUUUGGCUCUGCACAAUCCAUGUAUAAGAGUUGUGUUCUAAAUUCGAUCGGAUCAGGUUGGCUGACUGCCAAUUCUAAGUCGAACAAAAGUAGUCCAACCGGGUUCGUGUUCAAGUUUUGCACCAUUCGCGCCUCGGGCAAGACCUACCUCGGAAGACCAUGGAACGAAUGGUCCACUGUGGUUUUCUACAAGACAUACAUGCCGGCCAAUAUUGUACCCGAGGGUUGGGCAGCAUGGGGUUCCUCAGAUCAGAGCAAGACAACUUAUGUAGAAGAAGGUUGCACGGGACCAGGCUCAUCUAAGUCAAGAAGAGUAAGUUGGUUAAAGAAACUUUCUGGAGAACAACUUUCUCACUUCACUGACAACAGAUUCAUUGGCCCUGAUGACUGGCUGUCUCAACAGCCAUAA